Gasterosteus aculeatus aculeatus (three-spined stickleback) is the source of this 632-nucleotide messenger RNA. It is a transcript of the gene c4h11orf98, whose product is annotated as chromosome 4 C11orf98 homolog. The record is from RefSeq and is a predicted model, not a curated record. NCBI's taxonomy places the organism in Eukaryota, Metazoa, Chordata, Actinopteri, Perciformes, Gasterosteidae.
CUGCAGGUAGUGCGCGGACUCACCCGAGGGGGCAGACAGGAGCUUCCGGUCCAGAGGUCUGACCGUCAUUGAAGCAGCAGAAGAAGAAGCUGGACUCUUCCACGUGAGAGGAGACAUGCCGCCGCCCGGAGGGAAAAUAAACAGACCGAAGACUGAACUCGCCAAGAACCUCUUCAAACGGCGGCGCGUGCUUGGCCGGGAGAAGAGGAAGAGGCACCUGAUCGUGGGCGCCGUGGUGGACCGGGGUCUCAUCACCGUGCACCACCUGAAGAAGAGGACGGCGAGCCAGCGUGCGAACAUCACGCUGUCCGGGAAGAAGAAGCGAAAGCUGAUCAAGCAGCUGCAGCACAUGCAGCGGGAUAAGGCGUCUGCAGGAGCCGAAGAAGCACCAACAAAGAAGCAGGCUGCGUCAUCUGAUCUGACGGAGAAGAAGAAGAAGAAGAAGAAGGGAGCAGCUGGAUCUGUGGCCGAUGUGGAGAUGGCCGACACAGAAUAAACACAGAGAACCCGAUGGAGAGAGAAGGUCCUCGGGCUGAAGACCAAAGACAAUUGUACAGAAGUUUGUUUGUCAAGGCUGAACCCGUUUCUGAUAAAUAUUGUGACUUUUGAUCUUUUGGGGUCAAACUGAGAAA